CUCCCCCUUCUUUUUCCUCCCGCCCCUCCAACCGCCCCCCCCUUCCCGGAUGGGGGAAAAAAGAUGUCAGCUCCUCCGCUGUAGUAUUGCUCCUUAAAAAGCCCUCUCUCUGAAAAUGACAUGCCCUCGCAAUGUAACUCCGAACUCGUACGCGGAGCCCUUGGCUGCGCCGGGAGGAGGAGAGCGCUAUAACCGGAGCGCAGGAAUGUAUAUGCAAUCUGGGAGUGACUUCAACUGCGGGGUGAUGAGGGGCUGCGGGCUCGCGCCCUCGCUUUCCAAGAGGGAUGAGGGCAGCAGCCCCAACCUGGCCCUCAACACCUAUCCGUCCUACCUCUCGCAGCUGGACUCCUGGGGCGACCCCAAAGCCACCUACCGCUUGGAACAACCUGUUGGCAGGCCUCUGUCCUCCUGCUCCUACCCACCUAGUGUCAAGGAGGAGAAUGUCUGCUGCAUGUACAGUGCAGAGAAGCGGGCGAAAAGUGCUCCCGAGGCAGCUCUCUACUCCCACCCCCUGCCGGAGUCCUGUCUUGGGGAGCACGAGGUACCUGUACCCAGCUACUAUCGUGCCAGCCCGAGCUACUCGGCGGCGCUGGACAAAACGCCCCACUGUGCAGGAGCCAACGACUUCGAAGCCCCUUUUGAGCAGCGGGCCAGUCUCAACCCGCGCACCGAACAUCUGGAAUCGCCUCAGCUUGGGGGCAAAGUGAGUUUUUCCGAGACCCCCAAGUCCGACAGCCAGACCCCCAGUCCCAAUGAGAUCAAGACGGAGCAAAGUCUGGCGGGUCCAAAAGGCAGCCCCUCGGAGAGCGAAAAGGAACGGGCAAAGACCGCAGACUCCAGCCCAGACACCUCGGAUAAUGAAGCUAAAGAGGAGAUAAAAGCAGAAAACACCACAGGAAAUUGGCUGACAGCAAAGAGUGGAAGGAAGAAGAGGUGCCCCUAUACUAAACACCAGACGCUGGAAUUGGAGAAAGAAUUUCUGUUCAAUAUGUAUUUGACGCGAGAGCGCCGCCUGGAGAUUAGCAAGACCAUUAACCUUACAGACAGACAAGUCAAAAUCUGGUUUCAAAAUCGCAGAAUGAAACUCAAGAAAAUGAACCGAGAGAAUCGGAUCCGGGAACUGACCUCCAAUUUUAAUUUCACCUGAGCCAGCGUCAUCUCCUCCCCCUCCCCUUCUCUCCUUUCCCCGCCCCUCCUCCCUUUGUGCCUGGUGAUAUUUUUUUUUCCCCUCCCUGAGUAUAAAUGCAACGCGCCUGCAAAA
Phodopus roborovskii (desert hamster) is the source of this 1261-nucleotide messenger RNA. It is a transcript of the gene Hoxc10, whose product is annotated as homeobox C10. The record is from RefSeq and is a predicted model, not a curated record. Lineage: Eukaryota; Metazoa; Chordata; Mammalia; Rodentia; Cricetidae. The coding region runs from base 116 to 1147 and encodes 343 amino acids. Gene Ontology annotation, biological process: regulation of transcription by RNA polymerase II. The transcript has 2 exons. Gene Ontology annotation, molecular function: RNA polymerase II cis-regulatory region sequence-specific DNA binding; DNA-binding transcription factor activity, RNA polymerase II-specific. Gene Ontology annotation, cellular component: nucleus.